AUGGGCCCAGAUCUAGCUUCAAGUACCACCUUGAAGCCCGUCUUGCUAUCUGAGUCUGCUCUGACAGAGGAACUGCCACCACCAACUAGCUUACCAGGUGGAGAGAUGGUUGCAGCAGUGCUGCAUAUCUUAACAAAGGUCGCGUCGCAAGUAGACAUGGUUCUACAGAAUCCUCAAAACCUUCAGAACCCUCAGCCCACCAUGUUUCCGCCGCAAUCAGACAUGGUUUUACAGACACCACCAGACAUUCAGCAACCUGUUCAGCAGCCUGUUCAACAGACCAUAUUUCCGUCGCAAUCAGAGGCGUUCUUCAGGAAUAAGCAAAAUUUCUCUAUCAAUUUUACCAGUGCAUAUCAGGCAACGGAAUCGACUGAUACCUCAUCCACGUCCUGGGCUGGUAAAACAGGUGGUAAAAGACCUCUUCGAGGCUCUGGAGAAUCUCCAUCAAAGUACAUCACUGUGGCAAAGCACCGGGAUCAAGAUCUACAUAUGGAAGUGUUAGAAAAAGCACAUGUGGAACAGCUUUCUCGAGAAAUCAACUCUCUUCACGCCAACAAUGAAGGCCAAGAACGAACCAUUGCAAAUAACAAAGCAGAGCUUGAAUAUAUGCUGACACAGCUGUCAAAAGUUAUGAGCACUGUGAAAGAGCAGGCCACUGAUCUAUGUUCUCAGGAUGAGGAAAUCACCAAAAAGAAUGAAGCCAUCAAUGAGCUACAGACUAAGCUUCAAGAAGAACUCACUAAUUGUCAGCGCAAACACCUCAAGUACACCCAGUGGUACGAUACCAAUGCAACGCAAGGAAGACAGGAGAUAAAGAAUUUGAAAAAUGAGCUCACCAAUUUACAGCAUCAAUUAGCUGAUGCCAAGGGGCGUGAAUCUGACACAACUCCCUUGGAGGCCGAGAGGUUGCGUUUGGAAGGUGUAUUGGCCAAUACCAAGGCUCAGCAUGACACGGAGAUGCACAGAUUGCGUGCAGCUACCCAGGCCGAUGUUGCCAGUGCGAAUGCUCACAUGGAAGGUGCUGAACGACAAGCUAGGGCAGCAGAAGAGAAGGCUAAACAGCCACCCUGUCUGCUACACCAUGAGAUAUGA
This is a messenger RNA of Desarmillaria tabescens, 1092 nucleotides long. RefSeq lists its product as uncharacterized. Lineage: Eukaryota; Fungi; Basidiomycota; Agaricomycetes; Agaricales; Physalacriaceae. The transcript is spliced from 10 exons. The record is from RefSeq and is a predicted model, not a curated record. Bases 1 to 1092 code for a protein of 363 amino acids.